UUACCAGGAAGACAACAAUGCUGUAGUGCUCUUCACAGCUGGUAAUAAACACUAUGAACUGAGUUUCAAAGAUAUGGAGCAAAAGAAUGUGUACUAUGGCACCCCGAGACAGGUUAGAAGAAGACCUGAGUUCAUCUCAUCGGUUGGUGUCCAAACCACCAGAACCAGCAAGAGAAGAGGCCCCGUAUCAUCACAACAUGGCAGAGGCGUACCAGGAUACUGGGACAAGUCUGCUGUGCCUGAAACAGGAUACAAGAGAGUAGCUCUGCUAAGUACUGACCGGGACUAUCUGAAGGUCCAGGAGCUGUUCUGCAAGACACUGAGCGGUUUUGACAUCAUCAGUAUUGAGAGGAUCCAGAACAAGGAGCUCUGGGAGGACUUUCAGACGAAACGAGAACGUAUGACGAAAGCCAACAAGGAUAAAAAGUACGUCGCUGGGGAACGUCUGCUCUUCCAUGGCACAGAUUCCAAGUUCAUUGAUGCGAUCUGCUACCAGAACUUUGACUGGAGAAAGUCUGGAGCCAAUGGAACGGUUUAUGGAGAAGGAUGCUACUUUGCCCGGGAUGCCCGCUACUCCAACAGCUACACCUCUGACCACAGCGUGCGCUCCAUGUUUGUGUGCCGCGUGCUGGCAGGCAGCUAUACCCGAGGGCAGUCUCAAUAUCGCCUGCCGCCCUCCAUAGAUGGAGGCCUGCUUCUGUAUGACAGCUGUGUGAACGAUGUCCGCGACCCUUCUAUCUUUGUGGUGUUCGACAAGCAGCAGGUCUAUCCCGAGUUCCUCAUUACCUACACUGAGCACGUCUAUAUUACGGAUCUAACGGAUCCUUCUCCUGAUUACGCUUCUUCUGCUGUCUCCGGUUUACUUUCUCCUGUUAAGACCACUGCCACUUCCACACAGUCCAAUUCUCUACACAGCUCCACCGCUCUUACUAGCAUAACAAGUGCACUAAAAACGGUAACCGUGUCCACUUUGACCUCAAGUUCAUUUGUGUCCCCGCCUUCUGUGGUGUCAAGUCCAUCCUUGUCAUCUGCCAAGCCAUCCACAGCGUCUCCCCAAAGUUCUGUCAUGAAUCCCAUUCUUUAUCUUCCAUCAUCCAGUCUGAAACCAGCCCAGGUUUUACCUGCAACCAGGACCUCCGCAGGGUCAGCAACUCUGCCUGCUCCUGUUCCAGCCUCCACUUCUUCAAUGCUGCCAAACAGUCAUCCUGUACAGGCAGUUCAAAUACGAAAGAGCGACGUCAGUAGUGAUGACUGGAAUUUUGUAGAUUCAUUAAACAUCCCCAGUUCUAAGAGCACAUCAACAGCCCUGUCUAAUCCAGGAAGAUCCAGCACCUCCGCACUAAACCAGCAGUGGGUUCCCAAACCGGUUCCCAGUCGACGUCUGUACUCGUCGUCAGAUGCAUCUCUGGUCAGCUCCACUGUGAGGUCUGCCACUCCAAAGUCAACAAGUACAAGAAGGGUGUCUCCUCCCCGCCAGUCCACUACAACCUCCUCGUACACCGAGUCAGUGGUCACUCUUCCUACGAGUCAACGAAGCCAAGACCUCUAUAAUGUCCCCACAGCUACUCGGAGACAGAAUCAUGAAGCAAAAAAGAAAGAGGAAUGCAUCUUGCUUUAA
Messenger RNA from Clupea harengus (Atlantic herring), 1618 nucleotides. RefSeq lists its product as uncharacterized. The coding region runs from base 74 to 1618 and encodes 514 amino acids. The record is from RefSeq and is a predicted model, not a curated record. The transcript is spliced from 6 exons. Gene Ontology annotation, cellular component: nucleus. Lineage: Eukaryota; Metazoa; Chordata; Actinopteri; Clupeiformes; Clupeidae. Gene Ontology annotation, molecular function: NAD+ poly-ADP-ribosyltransferase activity; metal ion binding.